AUGGUUGUGAUUCAAUAUGAAAAGGCCAGCAUGUCUUCAGAAAAUAUCGAGAUGCAUGUAAUAAUCAAGGUUCUGAUUCCAGAGUCAGAUUGGGGAGACAACUCCUUCAAGGCUUUGACUUACAUUCCGAGGAAGACUUUCCCAGCAACAGAAGAAAAGAUUGCGAGGUACUUCUACCGCAUCAAAAAGGGUGAAGGAGUACCACAAGUACAAGAUACUAAUAUGGCUAUUCUUCAAGCCAUUCAAGGCAUGAUGGAAAUGAUGAGGGAAGAUAGUGAGAAUAAGAAGAUGAGACUUGCCAUUGCCGAAUUCACAAACCAUGCGGGAAAUUGGUAUCAACAUCUCAAAUCCGAGAGAAAGAGGAAAGAGGAGGAUCCCAUUGAAACUUGUGAAGAACUUAAAGAAGCCAUGGGAAAGAGCGGUGAAGCAAAAGGGAAGUUUGUGGUUCCUAAACAAGUGGAAGCCGGGAGCACCUAUACUAAAAAGAAUAUAGCUUCAAAGGAGGAAAGAGAGAAAUCUAGUUCCAUUCAAUGUUGGAAGUGCAAAGGAUUUGGGCACAUAAGCAAAGAUUGUGUCAAUAAAAAAGUCAUGGUCAUAAGAAAUGGAAUUAUUGAUUCAGAAGAUGAGGUGAUGAACAAGGUGAAAGCCUUGAGGAAGAGUCUGAAGCCUUUGAUGAUGAGUACAUUGAAGAAGGAGGAGAAAGUUGAAGAUCAAAUGGAGAUCUUAUUUCACAAGAGGUGCUUGCUUGAAGGAACCCCAUGUAGCUUGGUAAUUGAUAGUGGAAGUUGCACAAAUGUUGUAAGUAGUUUUCUUGUAAAAAGGCUCCAGCUCACUACUCGUCCACAUCCAAACAAAGGAGAAUUGAAGGAAUUUAAUGACAUGUUUCCACAUGAAGAUGCACCUACGGGUCUACCUCCCUUAAGAGGAAUUGAGCACAAAAUUGACUUCAUACCCGGGGCAACGCUUCGAAAUAUGGCGCCAUACAGGACCAACCCAAUCGAGGCCAAGAAAAUUCAAAGGCAAGUGGAAGAACUCAUGGAUAAAGGUUAUGUUCAAGAAAACAUGAGUCCUUAUUCAAUUCCAAUCAUUUUAGUGCAUAAGAAAGAUGGAACAUGGAGGAUGUGUGUUGAUUGUCGAGCCAUCAACAAAAUAACAGUAAAGUAUCGACAUCCUAUUCCUAGAUUGGAUGACAUGCUAGAUGAAUUACAUGGUGCAAACUUGUUUUCAAAAAUUGAUCUUAAAAGUGGUUACCAUCAAAUUCGAAUGCAUGUGGGAGAUGAGUGGAAAAUGACUUUCAAAACAAAAUUUGGUCUUUAUGAGUGGCUUGUUAUGCCAUUUGGUCUUAUCAAUGCACCAAGUACUUUUAUGAGGCUAAUGAAUCAUGUUUUGAGAGAAUACAUUGGAAAAUUUGUCAAUUUCUUAGGAUUCAUUGUUGGAAAGGAGGGAGUGAAAGUUGAUGAAGUAAAGGUCAAGACUAUUCGAGAGUGGCCAACGGUACCACUUAAAAGCCAAACAAAGUUGAACAAGAGGCAUGCUAAAUGGAUAGAGUUCAUUGAGACAUUUCCAUAUGUCAUUCAUUACAAGAAAGGUAAGGAUAAUGUGGUGACUGAUGCAUUAUCAAGAAGAUAUGCAUUGUUUUCUUCCCUUAGUGCAAAAAUUCUUGGUUUUACACAUGUUUAAUUUUUACAAAGUAGAGACUCUAAAUUUCAUGAUGUGUAUAUUCAAUGUUUAGAAGGGAAAAACGUGCAUGAUUAUAUUGUGUUUAAUGAAAUGCUUUUUAGGAAAGGAAAACUUUGUAUUCCUAAGUGUUCCAUUCGAGAGUUGCUUGUGAAGGAAGCUCAUGGGGGAGGAUUAAUGGGGCAUUUUGGGGAAUUUAAAACAUAUAACAUGUUGGCUGAAUAUUUUUAUUGA
Benincasa hispida (wax gourd) is the source of this 1911-nucleotide messenger RNA. The record is from RefSeq and is a predicted model, not a curated record. NCBI's taxonomy places the organism in Eukaryota, Viridiplantae, Streptophyta, Magnoliopsida, Cucurbitales, Cucurbitaceae.